AUGGACGAAAGAGGCAAAAUUAAGGACAAUACUGAAGAGGUGAAAUAUAGAGGUGUUAGAAAGAGGCCAUGGGGGAAAUUUGCUGCUGAAAUUCGCGAUACUUCGCGACAAGGAGGGGUUCGUGUUUGGCUCGGGACAUUUACUACUGCAGAAGAAGCAGCUAGGGCUUAUGAUAAAGCUGCUUAUUCUAUGAGGGGAAAUUUGGCAAUUCUUAAUUAUCCUGAGGAGUAUAAUUUGCCUAGUAGUUCUUCUCAUUUCAACACGGGUUCUUCUUCAAUUGCUUCGUCUUCCGUGCACGAGAGAAAUGAGCAAGUUCUUGAACUCGAGUAUUUGGAUGAUAAGUUGCUCGAGGAACUUCUUGAUUGUGAUCAACAUGCAAAUAAGAGGAAAUGAAGUUUCAUUAACUUCCCUUGUAUCACUAUAAAAGCUAAGUAUUUCGCAUAAUAUCUACUAAUAAACCUCACAUGUACGAGGAUUACAAUAAAAAAAAAAACCACCUUCUGCAUGAAGGAGGGGGACAUAAAAUCUUACCUCCUCCUCGUCCGUAGUUAGAGUUGGAGGGGGCAACUCUUUACAAUAUUGGUGGUGCAUGUCAUGAUAUGGAAUUAUAUGCACAUAAGAGAAGGAGGCUUGAUGUAUAUAUAUUCCAAAUCAUAAUUGUGUGAAUUAAUUAAUGUGUGCUAAUUACAUAGUGGUUUGAUGUGGAA
Nicotiana tabacum (common tobacco) is the source of this 707-nucleotide messenger RNA. RefSeq names its product ethylene-responsive transcription factor ERF096-like. The record is from RefSeq and is a predicted model, not a curated record. Gene Ontology annotation, molecular function: DNA-binding transcription factor activity; DNA binding. Gene Ontology annotation, biological process: ethylene-activated signaling pathway; regulation of DNA-templated transcription. NCBI's taxonomy places the organism in Eukaryota, Viridiplantae, Streptophyta, Magnoliopsida, Solanales, Solanaceae.